Platichthys flesus (European flounder) is the source of this 11512-nucleotide messenger RNA. It is a transcript of the gene tacc2, whose product is annotated as transforming, acidic coiled-coil containing protein 2. Gene Ontology annotation, biological process: cell population proliferation; mitotic spindle organization; cerebral cortex development. Lineage: Eukaryota; Metazoa; Chordata; Actinopteri; Pleuronectiformes; Pleuronectidae. The transcript has 23 exons. The record is from RefSeq and is a predicted model, not a curated record. Gene Ontology annotation, cellular component: cytoplasm. Bases 125 to 10633 code for a protein of 3502 amino acids.
AACGCAGUGCAGAGCAUUUAUUAGUCACCGAGGCACACGCUCUUACAGACAGAAAGGCGUGCACACGCACGCUCUGUCAGAAGAGACCCGGCUGCAUUGGCAAUGCUGAGUCUGACUGAUAACAAUGCAGUUCUGCAGAAAGGUGCUGUGCCAGCCAUGUAGUGCAAGGGUCACUUCACCACAGGAGGACAUGGAAUACAGGAUGGGGAGCUGCAUCGGUAUCUCACACAGCCAGGCUGAAGUUGAGAGUUUGACCCAGAGGGACGACAGGACGCUGCUGACCGAGGUCUCGGCGAGCCUGCAGAGUCUGCCUCUUCAGCCGGUGUACCCCGACGUCCCGGUCCUCACCGGAGUGGAGGAGAGUGGAGGUGCUGCUGCAGACCAGGAGGACAAGGAUGAGCUGGAGUUUCCACACGACCUGCUGCCCAGUCUAGACUUCAGCAGUGAGUUCAACAUCUGGGGGUCAUCGCUGGGAGCUCAGACGAGCUCAGGGGAAUGUGAGCAGGUGAACCCUUUGCUGGCGAGCCUGCAGCAUCACGUGGAAGUGAGUGGACCGCAGGUGGUUCUAGACACAAGGCCUCAUGACAGCGACCCAGUUCCCACAGGUGCCCAGCCUCCACCUCAGCCCACUGCCACACCUCACUCGGGUGUCCGACCCCUGACCCCUCCCUCAUCUGCGCUUAUAGACAGGGAGCUGCAAGAGGCCUUCCAGGAAUGUGAAGAGCAAAUGGCCUCUCUGGGCCUUCUUACUCCCACAGAGCAGCCCGGCAUCACGCAGGAGACUGUUCAUGAUGAAGGAAAGAAAACUGUAGGCGUGACAGUUAAUAAGUCAAGUGAGUCAUCGUCACUGUCUCCAAUCAUAGUCCAGCCAGGACAAAGCAGUGGAGGCCAUGGAAACAACGACACACAUGGAAACAGUGAGGCAGCAAACACUCAGAGAGACGUACUUGUGUUUAGUUUCAGGAAUUAUAUACUGGGCACUGGCGAUACUGCCGGAGCAGCAGAGACUAAAUGUGAAAUAAAAGUAACACAGAGCACAGAUGGAUGUGCAGAGAUUAAGUCAGAAGUAGAACAAGAGGUACAUGAGCAGAAGAGAACACCCUCAUCAAAGUCAGAUUCAUGUAAAGAAACCCCAAAGGACUUUGUGUCCCCUCAGCAUAGAGACGAUCUAAUAGUGGAGCGUGUUGAUUCUAUUGCAACCAUUGGGGAAAAGGGCAGAUUAGAUUGUAACACAGUGAUUAGGGCCGAAGGCACAGAGGUAAUAACAGAGACUGCAGACAUAAAGAAAGAAAAUAACAGUGAUGAGUGCAGUAUUAGUGUUUGUAUAGCUGAAUCUGAAAAAAAAAAUGAUUUAGUUAAUGAAAUAUUGGGAGGCAACAGACUUCCUUUAAAUGAUGGUGAUGCAUUUUCUGAGUUGCAGUCAGAAGCACAGACAGGAACAGACUUUGAGGAGAAUCAGUCAAAAACAGAUAAGCAGAUGAAUUCAGCGAGUGCCAGACAGGCCGGGCAGAACAAAGAGACAAAAAAGAAAGAAAAGAAGAAACAAAGGAGGAAUAAAAAGAAGAAUGCAGAGACUGAACAGAAAGCAAAGGCAGUAGUACAAUCUGACAGUGAUUUUCAGGCUGAGUCACUCAUUCAAGCAGAUUCAGAGGCCAAAGCACAAUCAGUGUCAGGGGCAGACCUUGUGAUUUGUGGAGAACAGCCUGAUAAUGGAUUUGAUUACAAGCAGCAGCUGAGUCCUUCAGGACCGCCCAGCCCCCGUCUAUCACCCCCACAGAGCAGAGAGGAUCGUCUUACUGACUGUUCACCUGCAGAUGCCCCAUGUGGCGAGAGCUCAGACAAGAACCCGCAGAGGAGGCAACAUGCAAACGGAGGUGUUAUCAAUAACCAAAAUACACCCAGGACACAUGUCCAAACGGCAGUUAUCAAUGCCCGUGCUUCUGCUGAUGAGAGAUCGGAUGCACAAACACAGGAGGUUAUAGUUACCACGGAAGCAGCGAUACUCACACAGGAGAAACUGAGCCCACUCACUAACAGUCCAACUUGUGUGGGAGAGAGUUACAUGGAGGGUGCCCUUGAACAGGCUAUAGUGGUGGUAGCUGCGUUGCCACUGACAACACCCACGAUGCCAGAAGUGAUAAAAAGCAAGGGAGAGGGAGAGAGCGUGAGUUGCAAUUCACCGGAGAGAGUAGCUACUGUAGCAUUUGCAGAGAGUGAGAAAGCAGGAGCAAAGGAGGGAUUGGGAGGAAGAGAAAAGUGCCUCAGCUCUGCAGACGGAGAGAGAGAAGGGCUCCCGGACAGCCCUCCUCAGCUCCCAUUAAUCGGUUCACAGGGAAAAUGUGGACUUGCAUUCUCGGCCAAAGACAGAGAGUCCGCGUCUGAGAAAGGCUGCAGCGGCAAAAUGCCACACAACUCGGCUGAGACGGAAAUGAAGGGACCGCAAGAGACCAGCGUUCAUGUUGCAGACGCAGAGAGCUCGCCAGCCGAAGAGGGAGACAGAGAGAAGGAGACGCUCCUGUUAGAAGCUUACAUCAAUAAUUCUCCCCUAGGGAUACUUACUGGUCCUCAUCGUCAGGCUCACAGUGCUGUGGGAUUGGAGGGAGCAGAAGAGGGGGGAGGAGGACAAAGAAAGGAGGUGGAAGAGAAAGGAGGGCUUGCUACAGACCACAGUUCAUUCAGCCAGCCAGAAGGCUAUGCUAGUGGGGUGUCAUCAGCUGAGACUGAGAAGUGUCCGCCCACCGAUGUUGCACAGUCACAGCCGAAGUCACAGAGCUGGAGGGAGCCGAAUGCUGCCGUCGCUGGGAGCAUCUACACCGAACAAGACCAUCACUCUAACUCCGCGCCGCUCCCCACUCAGCCUGAGCACAGCUCCAGCAAUGCAAACAAAGGGGUGAGGGCUGAUCUCAAACAGAAUUUGAUUCCAGGCGAAGCAGUGUCUUUGGGACACACUUGUGAGGAGUCAUCCAUCACAGAGACAGAGAGAAACGACAGCCAGCUCCUGCUCAAACCUCCGCCUCUGACUACUUCGCAACGAGACCCAGUCGAGCGGCAAACAAGCAACGAUCAACAGGUACAGCCUGAGAGUGGCACCACAGAAAGUGCAGCUGAGAUCCAAGUUCAAGCCCACAGCAACACUGGUAACCCUGCUAUGUCCGGAGGGGCUGUGUUUGUGUGUGGAGGCAGCAGUGGAGGCAACCACAGAGUUCACUUUGCAGAUACAGUGAAAGGAGAGGGCAGUUCCUCUGUGGAUCUGAGGAACAGGUCGUUGCUGCCGAUGGACUGCGCCUCUCUGCCCCCUCUGAUUGUACAUGAGAGUUUGCAUCAUCCCGUGGUUGAGGCCAGCUACAUCUUCCCAGAUUUCCUCAGCUUGAAGAGGCCAGAAAUCCCCACCAGUGCAGCGUCUACCAAGGAUGAGCCCACAACACAAAGCUUAGCAGACUAUCCGAAAGAGCUCGAGUUGGAUAAAGAAGAUUUGGCAACCAAAGAUACCAAGGAGAAUGUUGCAAUAGAUCCGUUAGGUAACAACAAGUCAGUGACCAACACUGUGGAUUUACAAUCAGCAAAAGAAGCCUGCACAAAACAGCAUCCAUGUCCUACAGAGACGGAUCAGACUGGUAAUGAAGAAUGUUUUGACCUUUUAAAAACAGCAGGAAGUGCCAUCUCUAACCCUGAUCUUGGAACAGCUGGACAGGUGUCGACAGAGGAGAUCAAGCAAGAAGAGGCGGAAACAAUGAAAGAUCCUUUAAAUCUGUGUUUGUCAAAGGAGAACGAGAUGAAUAAGUCCCAGGUUGACUCUAUAGUUUCAUUCAAGCCUGGCGAGUCGCUUUCACUCAGGGAUGCCGCUGUCAUUCGUGAAGAAAAUGAAGGUAACCAACCCCCCCUCCCUUCAAGUUCUGUGUGUCCAGCUGAUAAUGUUACUUGUGAGCCUCUAAGUGACACCUCUGCUGAGGUACCUGUUGGGACGAUCUUUACUGACUUUGAUCCCAGUUCAGAACCUGUAACUGUCACCUUAGCCUGCACUGCCUCUAUUCAGACAACGCCCAGAGACCCCAGUCAUCAGCACCCUACCCCGUUAGAUCAAACCGAUCCUUUGAAUGAUCAGCAGAGUGAAAAUGAAUCAGGGACUUCAGAAGUGACAGUUUCUGACCAGUCGAUUCCUGCUAUCGAUCAAUGUGCCAGUAAUCCUGCUUUUGUGCUGCGGCCCCCUGGCCCAAUGUUGAGUCACUGGGAGUUCAUUAAUGACUGUGGUAUCUGUCUUCCUGAGGAUACAGAGAAGCGCAUUGCUGAUGGUGACGGAACCAAAGUCUCCGGAGAUGUGGAGGACACCAAGGGCGGGGAAAUGACACAUAUAUCUUUAGCGUGGGAUCUGGAGCACGCUGAUGUCAGUGCUGAAGGAGAUGAAACAAAACUGGAGGAUAGAAAUUAUGCCACAGAUGCGGAGAUCAAAAAUAAUGUGAUAAAUGAUGUAAAUAUCCUAUUUUCACCAGAGGGAAAUCUGUUUCAGCCUCUUGAUGCAGUGGGGGCUCCUGCAAAUGAUGACUAUGAUAAUUUGAUUUCUUUAUCUCAAACUGACCCUGACCCUAUUGCAAUUAAGCCUGUUAUCUCUGAAGCUUCCAUUCGGAAUGACCUCAUAAAUGAUGUCUGCCCACUCAGCUCUGACCCGCCUACCAACGAGGCUGAUGAUGUGAAAAAAGACAAUAUAAAAGGAAAAUGCAAAAUGGAAUGUCAUCCGUCAUCUGUGCUGUUUGAAGGAGACAGGAAAGACGUUGAAGAAGCAACAAUGGGAAAUCAAAAGGAAAAGGAAAGCAGUAGGGAGCUGCUGAUAGGAAAACCACAAGAGAAUAUUGGACCAGAUAAAGAGGCUGAAGGGGAAACUGGAGACCUGCAGCCACCACAUAAACAUAUAGUAGAAAACAAUGAGUCACCAAUAAGGGUGGAAGGAGAGAGGAAGGGUGGGACUGCAUCUGAAAGUGAGACAGAGGCUUCUUGCCUUUCCCCAGACAGACCUGCAGGGUCGUCUAAAUACACGCUCAACACAGAGUCUGUUAGGGAACCACAGACUGUUUCUGAUCCGAGUUUGUGCCAAACUGCGACAGCAACACUGGAACUCUGCUCUGACAGGGACCCAGUACCAGUUUUGAAUGCAGCCUCUGGCCAAUUACCAGAUCCAAACUGUUUUGCUCAGCAACAGGAGCAACAGCAGCGUCAGGGAUCCAGAGACCCCACAGAGGAGGUAUCAGGUGGUUGCCUAGAGGGGGGAGAAAAAAAGAAAGGGAAGGCCGAAGCACUGGUUCCAGGAAGAAAAGAGGCAGAAGAAGGAAGAGACGGCGCUGUCGAGAGUUUGUGUCGGUCAGAAAGUAGGAAGGAGUUGAUACAUGAUGACAGCAGAGGCUCAGAACAAGUAUUAGGUCUAGAGAAAGAAGCCGCAGAUGGAUCACAAGCUGUAAAAGGAGUUGACAGGGUAUAUGUGCCAUUUCCCACCAGCAGUGAUGUAAAUGAGAGUGGAGGGGCUGCUGAGAGAAACGCACCGACUGACAUAGUGACAGGAACAACCUGCUCUCCUCUAGGGGAGACAGGACAGGUGGUGGAUGGGAAUAAAAGCCCUGGGUUAGUGGCAGUUAGUUCAGCUGAAGAUUUAAUGCCAAGCUCCGAGUGUCUGAGUGAAAUGGGUGGUAAAGGUCAGCAAAAAGGAAAUCUGUCAGCUGCGUGUCAAGACCAACAAGAGACCUCAAUGAACACUGCUGUUCCUCCUGAGUCUGCAUCACAGGUACAUGAGACUUCACCUUUCAGGAUACCGGCUCCAUCAAAGCUCAGCACAGAUAGUCAUGACAUUCAUACCACUGUUAUUCCGAGUGCAAAAGAGGCUGAGGAACCUCGUACAGAAACAUUCAGUGCCCUGCCUGAUCCUGAUAGGCAACCAGAAACUGUGGAAAACGAUGUUAGUGCUGCAGUAGCUGUGAAAAGCAACAGUAGUGAGACUGAGGAGUGUGAAAUGCUGGAUGCAGGGUGCGGGUCUUUUGAGCUGCAAAGCCCCAAUAAAAGCUCAGUCACACAGAGCAGCCCAGUAGCACAAACAGCCAUAAAAGGCCCUGAUGUAGAGGAGAUCACAAGGGAAGAUAAAGCAGCGUUGGACGGAGAGAAAGCCAGCAGCCAGGGGAACGGACAAAGUGAGAGAAAGGCAAUAAACAACGAAGCCAGGGAAAAACAAGAGCUUUUAAAUCAAACUCAGAGUCGUUCAGAAUCAGUUAAAGCUUCAGAGCUCUGUGAAAGUGGGUUAUCAGACGGCAGCACCAACAGGACUGUUUGUCUUUCUGAGGGGAGCUUUGCUCUCCAUGAGUCAAAGUUCCCAAAAGAUUCUGCCCAAUUAGAGAAGCUGCACAAUCUGUUGUCCUUAUCAAAACCCACAGAUGUCAAACGUGACACUGAGGUGAAGCACAGUGUCGCUGCUUCCCAAAGUGAAUGUAAAACACUCGAUGAAGCUCCUUCCUGCACCUCACCCGUUGAACAACUGUCUGUGGAUGUAGAGGCUGCUGAGAGGCCUGAUCCUGGACUAACAGCCCACGAACCGGAUACUGACUGGAUAAAAGCUCUAAAAGAGGCUGCAUCCUGUUCUCAAGGUCAACAGAGAGUUAACUCAGUGGAGACCUUAAGAGCCCUCCCGUCUCUGGAGUCUCCUCAACUAGAGUUUCUCACUCCGACCGAGGAGUUAGCUGCUCCUCUGAAACAGGAGGAGGUCCGACCACCAGACUUGGCAACGGAGAAGUCCACAGAAAUCCCACCUCCGAAUCGUGUGAAAAAGCCAGUGGAUUUUCCUGAACCUUUAAAGAAGUCAGUCGAUCUCCCAGAACCAACACAGCUGACAAGUGUCAAGUUUUCCGAACCAACACAAAGCACAAAAGAAGAAUCCUCAGAUGCAACCAAGAAACAAGAGGAGCCUCCUGAAGAACGUCCAGAAGCCAAAGCUGAGCCGCUAAUUUCUUCAGAAAUUGAAGCGGGGACCGCAGAGUUCCUAGAACCAGCACAAAGCACAGAAGAGCUGCCAGAAUCAACGGAAAAUGAGGAACCAGAACCUACAAAGGUGACAACAGAGCCCAGAAAACCUGAGGAGAAGCUGAUCAGUGAGCUGUCAGUGGAAGAACCUGUUGAGACCCCACCAGAGGAGCCACUGAAAGAGCCAGCUGAGGCAGAGACUGAAGCAAUCCAGGAUCCUGCUGAGGAGCAUCAGGACAGUAGGCCCACCCUCGCUGAGCAGGCACAGAGAAGUGGCAGUCCCCCUGCCUCUCCCCUGCCUCCUACUUCCCCCUUCCUGCCUGAGCCCCCUCCUCACCUCCACGACAGCGCAGAGUUCCCCACUCCUCCUCCCACACCCCCGGAGAGACACACACCUGAAGUCACCCCACCUGCAUCCCCCAGCCUUCCUCCUCCUCUCCCUCCUCCUGCAGCCCCUGCAGCCCCUGCAUCCCCUCCUGCACCUCCUGCUCACGAGUUUGUGGACCCUUGCCCUGCUUCUGCACCCGUCGACCAGAACUUAAGGAGCUCAGAUUCUGAUGGAGCGUUUGAGACCCCUGAAUCUACCACUCCAGUCAAGGCUGUUUCUCCUGUAGACCCCCAGAUCCUGCUUCUGACAUCUGAUGACACAGUCGCAGAGACCUCAGUCAAUGACCCUGCCUCUGACUUGACUUCAAUUGAUGAACGAUGCCGUUCUCCAUCUAUUGUUUUUGAUGAAAACAAGCCAAUCGCAGCCAGUGGCACAUACAACAUAGCAUAUAAUGCAACCGAUUCAUCAAGUCACACACUCGCUCGAUCCCUCAGCCUCCAGGGAGGAGAGCUAGACAUCUGUGGUCUGUUUGACGGAUCCACAACAGGAGGUUUCCAACCAAAUUCAGAGGCCUUCAGCGUAGGCACAGAGAGUGCACCUGGUACACUCCACAGGCCCAAGAAGGUCCGUCCUGGUUCUGUGAAGAAGAAGCCUCUUCUUAGACAGAACUCCAACCCAGAAAGUCCAAGGCCUGGCUCCUCCAGCAGCACCCCAGAGGUCAAGAAGCGGGCAAAGCCUCGAACUGCCAGCCCUCUCCUGGCUCAGGAGGAAGCAGAAGGAGGAUCUGCAACACCGAGCCCUGGAGGAACCCUCCGCAGAACCAGGAAGAACCGUGUUGAAACUCCACCUCCUCUCCCGGAAGAGACCAAUCACACCAGCCAAGAAGAGAGCCUUGUCAUCCCUGCCUUACCCUUGUGCCACGAGGAGACACCUCUCCCUGGUAGUGCAGCAGACCAAGAAGAAUCCCCCAUCCCCCCUAGUACCUCCUAUAAAUGGGAUCCAGAUAAUUUUGACAACAUCGACCCUUUCAAGACAGGAGGGAGUAAAAUUGCCAACUCCCCAGAACUAGGACGUAAAGGUCCAGUCUCUAUUGCUACGCCUGCAGAGAGUUCCCCUGUCCCCGCUGCAGACCCACAUCCAUAUAGCCCUCCAGCUCCUGUUCAGGAGCCAAUCACCAACCCUGAAGAGCAACCGAUCAUCCCCAAGCGUCAGGCGGUAAGGCUGGAGUUUGACUACUCUGAGGAGAGCGGUGAGGUGUCACACCAGGACUCACCCCCACUCAAGAAAGUGGGCAAGAAACCUGGUUCCAAGAUGCCUCUGAGGAAACCAAAGCUGGGGAUGAAAAAGGCUCCUCCAGCACAGAUGGAGCAGCUGGACAACGACUCUCCAGCAACACACAACGGCAACGACGAUGAAAUCUCUGCUCCUAAAGCAUCAUAUAGUUUUGAAACGGACAAGUGGGAAAAUCCAAAUUUCAAUCCAUUCACCUCCAAGACAGGAAUUGGCAACUCCCCUAAAUUGUCAAGGCAGUCUUACAGCUUUGACCCCAGUAACUUAGACGACUCAACAGAGCCAUUUAAAUCCUCCAAUAAGAUGGCUGACUCUCCGCCGAAAGCCUCUGGCUCUUUUGAAUUGUCAUCCAAUGACUAUGACAAUGAAAAUGACAAUGACAACAUUGGGGAGCUGGAGGACCAAAACCAGAACAAACCUGCCAAGAAGAAGAAAACUCCUCUCAAAUCGAAGUCCAGGGGUGUGUCCUCUCUGUGUUGUUUGUUUAAUACUUUCAGAGUGAAGAGGUCGCCAAAGAAAUCCCCACUGUCUGAAACAUCACCGGAUCCUACGUCCACAGAUGAACCCUCCUCCCUCCACCCUAAGGACGACCACGCCACAGACGAGGAGAAGCUGGCCUCCUCCACCAGUCACAAGUGGGCCGCCCUGCAUGACAUGGAUGCAGAACUGAACUCUGACCAACAAGACUUUCCUCAGCCGUCCGACCUCACGUCCUUCGUUAAUGAGAUCAGUCUUCCUCAUCAGAGUCUAGUGCAAGACUAUGAAAUCGAGUACAUGGAGAAGAUUGGCUCCUCUACGCCUCCACCCUCAGCGAAGAAGCCAUCUUUGUACCUGAAUCUGGAUUCAGUGUCUGACAAGUUAACCAAGAACAUGGGUGCACAUGGAUCUGAGCCCAGCUCCCCCUGCACAGGGAGCUUUGAGGAGAUGGAGGCCCAGAUAUCAGCAUGUAUAAAGACACCGGUGCUGAGCUCCCGGCCCGGACCUGAGGGCUCUGCCGGAGACAAGGGCAGAAAGAGAGAGAGUGAGUCUCUCAGCCGAACUCAGAGCUCGGAGAGGGAUGAGCAAUCCCCUAGCCAGGGCCCCAUGGAGGCCCCUGCUCCUGUCCCGGCCAUGCCCCUGUUAGACAGGCUGUCUGAGUGUGACGACCCUCUGCAGUACCUGGAGCCUGACCUGGCCGAGACCAACCCCACCGCAUUCGCCCAAAAGCUACAGGAGGAGCUGGUGCUUGCUGCCCUGAGGAUAGAGGCUCUGCAGGUAGCCAAAAACAUCUCUCAGUGCCCCUCCCUCUCCACUGUAAACCCCCAGCACAGAGACACGUCGUCUCCGGUGGAGAGUGCUGUGUCCAAGAACUCGCUGUACUCCAGGACGGCUACCACCAACUACAUCGAAGGGGAGAGUCCCAACCUGCCUAGGGACCUGGACAACUCUCUGGGAAUUGCACGAGAAGAGAUUGUGACAAAGGAGAAAGAAGUGCUGGAGUGGCAGAGAAAGUAUGAAGACAGCCGACAGGAAGUGGGGGAGAUGAGGAGAAUUGUUGCUGAGUAUGAGAAGACAAUUGCACAGAUGAUUGAGGAUGACCAGAAAGAGAAGUCUCUCUCCCACCACACCAUCCAGUCCCUGAUCGUGGAGAAGGACCAGGCCCUGUCCGACCUCAACUCCGUGGAGAAGUCCCUGGCCGAACUCUUCCGUCGUUACGAAAAGAUGAAAGAUGUGCUGGAGGGCUUCCGCAAGAAUGAAGAGGUUCUGAAGAAGUGCGCUCAGGAAUAUCUGUCCAGAGUCCGUAAAGAGGAACAGCGCUAUCAGGCCCUGAAGAUUCAUGCAGAGGAGAAACUAGACAGGGCCAAUUCAGACAUAGCUCAUGUGCGUGUCAAGGCCAAGCAGGAACAGGCCGCACACCAGGCCAGUCUGAGGAAGGAGCAGAUGAAAGUGGACUCUCUGGAGCGCACUUUGGAGCAAAAGAACAAAGAGAUCGAGGAGCUGACAAAGAUUUGCGACGAGCUGAUCGCCAAGAUGGGGAAGAGUUAGCGGCUGCGUCACAUCCGGGCCAAGUCUCAAAGAGAAGACGAGUGGCUGUGGACAAACUACUUAGAAAAUGAAGCAGAUCAGUUUUAUUUAUCACUCCACCAAGGACUAAUAGAGAUCAUAGCCCUGAGUGGUUUUGCCGAUUUUAUUACUUACUGACUUUGUCUACACAGGAUCCACAGGAAUGGCUUCCUCUAAAUCACUCUGUAAAUUGUUUUGAUGUGUCAGCGUAUCGUAUCGUAACAGAGGUCUGGUUUAAAGAUUUAGAAAAUGUACCAUAUCACUAAUGUGUGUGUGUGUGUGUGUGUGUGUGUGUGUGUGUGUGUGUCGAUGAGAGAGUGAGAGCAUUGUUUGUGGGUGAAAAUGAUCUAUAAUGUUGUUGCCAUGACAGCCAUUGAGGGAGAAGACUGUUUACCCGCUCCUGUUGUCGUCUCAAAGAUGGACUUUGACAAAGAGUAUCAGAGAGUUAGAUUCAUUCAUAACAGGUUGAUACACCACAAAGAGAACUCAAACUAUCACAGUAGCUUCCUGCAUGUGAAAGAGAAAUGUUAAUGUUUGUAUAUACCAUAGGAAAUUCCAAGUAUCUGCAUUUUUGAUAGUUAUUCUGUCAUCCUCAGUGCGCUUUUCCUCAUGUAACCUUGUAGAUAUUUGUCAUACUUGUCAUAGCUUUAUCGAUGAAAUUGUGAGGACUUUAUUUUUUUGAUUUUAUUUUGAUAUGAGGCAAACUAAUCGUGACUGUAUUCAGUUGUGGCAAGGAUUAAUUUAAUUUUGGAUGGAUAUGUCCUCGUCCUGCUAUGGUGGUUGUGUCACACUGAGGAAUAACCUUCUGCACAGCUACUGUACAGCGUCUGCUUACAAAGUGCAAUAAAAGAUGGCAAUACA